AAUAACUUCCUUGACGGUAACCUGUUGAACUGGCAUGAUGGUGAGUGGCUGUGGACUGCUCACGACCAAUAAGGAACCAGUUCCUCUGAAGAGCGUGGAGGUGGAGGUGGAGGUGACGGACCAUGUGGCUACAGUGGUCUCCACUCUGAACUAUGAGAACAAGGAGGACAAACCACUGGAGGCAGUUUUUGUCUUCCCUCUGCCUGGAGAUGCUGCUGUCUGUCAUUUCAGUGCUAAGAUUGGACAGACAGAGAUUGUAGCUGAGGUGAAGGAGAAACAGGAGGCUCGUGAGGAGUAUGAUGAUGCACUGAGCUCCGGUCGGCAGGCCUUCCUGUUGGAGGAGAGUGAUCAGAGUCCAGAUAUAUUCUCUAUGAGUGUGGGCAGUCUGCCUCCAGGAGAGAGCGCCUCCAUCAGGCUGGAGUACGUCACUGAGCUGGCUGUGCAGGCUGAUGAAGGCCUCAGGUUUUGUCUGCCCGCUGUGCUCAACCCUCGCUACCAACCUAGAGGGAGUGGAGGUAAUGUAGGUGGCACUGUCCAGGUGACCUCUGUUCCAGCCUCUCUGGUGCCCUACAGUCUGUCUUUCUCUGCCAGAGUGUCCUCUGCUUGUCCAGUCUCUAAAGUAGAGUCCAACUGUCCCCUUGACCCUCUCCAGUACCUCAACACAGAGCAAACCCAGGCCACGGUGAAGUUGUCUGCAGGACACAAGUUUGACAGAGAUGUUGAACUGCUGAUUUAUUACAAAGAUGCUCACCAGCCCACUGCUGUGGUGGAGGCAGGACAGGCCUCUGCCAAACCUGGCACUCUGAUGGGUGAUCCAGUAGUGAUGCUGAGUCUGUACCCUGAGUUCCCCCAGGCUGUGAUGUCUUCAGUCGCCUCAUGUGGAGAGUUUGUGUUCUUACUGGAUCGAUCUGGUAGUAUGGCUGGGGCACGUAUGAAGAGUGCCAGGGAUACUCUGCUGCUCCUGUUGAAGAGUUUACCAAUGGGCUGCUAUUUCAACAUCAUCAGUUUUGGGUCCAGAUAUGAACACAUCUUCCCUAAGAGUGUGGAGUACAGCCAGCAGACCAUGGAGGAGGCUCUGAAGAAAGUUGAGGAGAUGAAGGCUAAUCUGGGAGGAACAAAGAUCCUUGAUCCCCUCAAACACAUUUACAGCCAGAGCUGUAUUCCCAAUCAACCUAGACAACUAUUUGUCUUUACUGACGGAGAGGUGGGGAACACCAAAGAAGUUAUCAAUCAGGUGAAGAAGAAUUCAGGUUCCCACAGGUGUUUCUCUUUUGGGAUUGGGGAAGGGGCCAGCUCUGCUCUCAUCAACGGGUUGGCCAAGGAAGGAGGAGGUCACGCUCAGUUCAUCACAGGGACUGACAGGAUGCAACCCAAAGUGAUGCAGUCGCUGCGAUUUGCUCUACAACCAGCUGUGGUCGACAUCUCAGUCAAGUGGGAUUUACCAGAGGGAGUCUCUGUCACUGAUCUCUCUCCACCAAUCACAGCUCUUUUCCAGGGUCAAAGGUCACUGGUUUAUGCCCAGCUCAUUGGACAGAGUUCAGAGGCAGCAGAGGGCUGUGUGACGGUGAAGUACAGCCUGGCAGGUCAACCCUCUCAGAAUCAGCUCCGCUUCAGUCUCAAACCUGCAGAGGACACUGGAUUAACAGUCCACAGGUUGGCUGCUCGGACUCUGAUUCGCUCCCUGGAGAUGGAGGAGAAGGAGCACAGAGGGGAGGGAGAUGGAGGAGUGAAGAAGAAGAAGGUGGUGGAGCUCAGUGUCCAAUCAGGAGUGAGCAGUGCCUUCACUGCCUUCAUUGCUGUCAACAAAGGUGACGGCGAGGCGAUCCAAGGACCUCUGGUGCGCAGAAAUGUCCCAACAUCCACAGUGGAGAACAUGUCAUACCAGAUGAGGAGAGGUGCACCACCACCUUCUAGUCGCAAUGCUGGAUAUUAUGAAUGCAGUCUGGUAUCUUGCAGUUUGGAUCUGGAUGACUGUAAUGAGGAAGUGAGCCGUCGUGUUCCCUGUUCCAUGCCAUCUGGACUGAAGAACAUGUCAUACGAGAAGAGGGGAGGUGCACAGAAACCACCCUCUAGUCGCAGUGCUGAAGAUUCGAUGAUGGACUCUAGAAUGCUACGCCGUGCUCCAAAGUCCUUUGGUGGUUUCAAGAAAUUGAAGAACAUGUUAAACAAGAAGAGGGGAGGUGCACAGAAACCACCUUCUAGUCUCAAUGCUGAAGAUUAUGAUUGCAGUGCGGUACCUUGCAGUUUGGAUCUGGAUGACUGUAAUGAGGAAGAUCACUCCUUACCUGAGAGAAGCAGCAUUGACCCCAAGCAGCCUCCCAGAGACCCUCUGCUGCAGCUGGUCUCCCUCCAGAAGGCGUCUGGCUGCUGGGUGCUGGAUCCAGCUCUGGCUGCUGCACUGGGAAAGACCAGCGAGGAGGUGGAAAAGCCCAAACCUGCUUCGCAGGUGAAGCAGGAUGUGUGGGCCACCAUUCUGGCUCUGAUCUGGCUUCAUGGUUUCAAGAUGGAUGCUCAGGAAGAGUGGGAGCUUCUGGCUAUGAAGGCUGUGUCAUGGCUCCAUGCUCAAAAUGCAUCAUGUGUGACAGAGUGUGUGGAAGCAGGAAAUACUCUGUUGGGCUGUAAGGUGCAGAAAGACGUCCUGGGGCUCUGAGGUUUUCAUUGAAGUGGAUUCUCCUCAGGAUUAACAUACAAGAGAUUUAAUGCAUCCUACAAGCUUUGCAUUGUCAAUAAUCACCAUACUAUCUCCUUAGUAACAAUAAAAUACCCUUCUUUUGUUUUACAUUUUCAUUUGGUGUUUCCCCUUGUCCUUAUGUUUACUGGUCUUUGAAAUGUAUACCAAUUUUGUCCUAACUUUGUAAAAGU
Messenger RNA from Centropristis striata (black sea bass), 2862 nucleotides. Its product is annotated as von Willebrand factor A domain-containing protein 5A-like. Lineage: Eukaryota; Metazoa; Chordata; Actinopteri; Perciformes; Serranidae. The coding region runs from base 35 to 2650 and encodes 871 amino acids. The record is from RefSeq and is a predicted model, not a curated record. The transcript is spliced from 23 exons.